Messenger RNA from Cajanus cajan (pigeon pea), 960 nucleotides. Its product is annotated as serine/arginine-rich SC35-like splicing factor SCL33. Lineage: Eukaryota; Viridiplantae; Streptophyta; Magnoliopsida; Fabales; Fabaceae. The record is from RefSeq and is a predicted model, not a curated record. Gene Ontology annotation, molecular function: RNA binding.
ACAAAUACUAACAAGAAAUUUACGGUUCCAAAUCAAACUCUCUCUCUCUCUCUCUCUCUCUCCCCGUGCCUGCAACUUAGAUCGCGUUUCGCGAAUUGUGAAGCCGGUGAAAUAGUUUUAGCAUCAAACAUGAGGGGAAGAAGCUACAGUUACAGCCCAUCGCCUCCAAGGCGUUACGGUCGACGAAGGCGCAGUCCUAGCCCUAGAGGUCGUUACAGAGGACGUGAUAGGGAUUUGCCAACAAGUCUUCUGGUUCGGAACCUCCACAGAGAUUGCAGGCCGGAUGAUCUGCAUGGUCCAUUUGGCCAAUUUGGUCCUCUUAAGGACGUUUAUCUGCCUCGAGAUUAUUAUACUGGGGAGCCAAGAGGUUUUGGGUUUGUCCAAUAUGUGGAUCCAGCUGAUGCUGCAGAUGCAAAAUAUCACAUGGACGGUCAAAUUUUUCUUGGUCGUGAGAUAACUGUAGUGUUUGCAGAAGAAAACAGAAAGAAACCUGCUGAAAUGAGAGCAAGAGAACGUAGGAGAGACCGAUCAUAUGAUUACAGGCGAUCUCGUAGUCCAGACUAUUCACCUUCUCCAAGACAAAGGCGACAUUACAGAUCAAUCUCACCAAGGGACAGAAGAUAUAGGGAUCGGUCAUACUCUAGAUCACCUUAUGGAUCAAGAAGCCGCAGCAGAAGCAGGAGUUACAGCAGGAGCUUGAGCCGGAGUCCAGACUACUCUAGGUGAUUCAGCUUGUUGGUGGAUGCGGUGUAAAAUGCUUUAGUUUUCAUGUCUUUUUAUCGAGCUUGUGUGUUGAAAUACUUGAGAUUGUUAGUAUUUUAUUUUGUUAAUCUGGUAGAAAGGAUCCGUGGUGGAUUUUCUUCCCGAGCCUUAUGAUUAGACAAAAAAUGUAUUCGAUCGAUAUUCGAUUAUAGUUCUGUCGUAGUGGUUGUUAUUGUUAAUGUAGUUAUGGUUUUGAUA